This is a messenger RNA of Paramormyrops kingsleyae, 4437 nucleotides long. Its product is annotated as corticotropin-releasing factor receptor 1. Gene Ontology annotation, biological process: adenylate cyclase-activating G protein-coupled receptor signaling pathway; cell surface receptor signaling pathway. Gene Ontology annotation, molecular function: corticotropin-releasing hormone receptor activity; G protein-coupled peptide receptor activity; corticotrophin-releasing factor receptor activity. Gene Ontology annotation, cellular component: neuron projection; plasma membrane. NCBI's taxonomy places the organism in Eukaryota, Metazoa, Chordata, Actinopteri, Osteoglossiformes, Mormyridae. The record is from RefSeq and is a predicted model, not a curated record.
UGCGGUUGUGCACCUAACCGGAAAGCUGGCGUGUCGUGGGCAAGUCCCGUAUGGAGGAUACUAUCUCCGGACUGGCGAUCUCCUGACAAUAGGAGCUGUCGCUACUGAUGUACUGCGAGACAACUUACGGAGUUCGAGAGUAGAAGUGUUUUCGCAGAUAAAUAAAGGCACCCGCGCAGUCAUUUCUGCGGCACUGCAGGACAGGCCGGUCCAAGUUUUCAGUAAGAUCGCGGAGUUGAAAGGCACACCUCGCAACUUUAAAUUCCCGUAUUCGCUCUGUAUUUGUGAAUACUGGUCGUGCCGCUGAAAUUCGGCAUUUGAGCAUUUGACGCCAAAGAAAAACGAAGUAGCGUUAAUUCGACAGACACUACACAGCGUUUAUAAAAUAUAGUGUAAACAAACAUUUAGUUUCUAUGUGGACAUAAGCUGAAUGCUUGCGGUGUUAGGCGGUACGUUGAAAGAAGCCGGGAGCUCAUUGCUGACUGCACAGUUUCUUAAAGGGGGAUAACUGGGAAAGAGGACCAAACAGUGGGCAUGGUUUUUUCGUCUUCUUUAGUGGUCCAUCUCAACUGUUUUUCUUUAUAAAACGGCACUGUGAAGGUCUAAGGAGUGAAAGACCUGCGCCGGAAUUUUUAUCUCUUGGAAAACAAUAACAACGUAAUAGCUAGCCUAAUAAUAAUAAUCUCUGCAAAAAAUAAAUAAAACUAUAAAUGACAACAGCGCAGGGAUCACCAGCUCGAAAACAAUGGAACCGGCCGGAAUAUAAAUCAAUCAACCUGGACUACCGUUUCUGAUUCCACAUCUUUUGAUAUAUACAAGCAUAGAAUAAAAUAAAACAUAAUUUGUAAAUGUUCUAACGCCUGAAGGGAUAAAAAGGCAGCAUAACUAAUAUAUUUGUACUUCAUGUGCUCAAAUGAGAGCUCCGUAUUUGUUUUAUACAGAAUUUUUGAAGUUGUUUUUUUUAAUUCAUACAUGCCUUUGUGAAGUAAACACCAAGAAAGUUUCCGACUUAAGGAAGAGAAAAGGGGAAGCGCCACAAAAAUGUACUUCAUCAGUCUACUACAGGGUUUUAAAAACAAAUUGAAAAGGCAUGAAAUAGGAAUGAACAGUGUCAUCUGCAGAUGUCUGAUUUUUACCCUCUGGAUGACCUUCAUCUCCAGAGUGGCAGCAGACAUUGCCUGCGAUGCCCUGCUCCUGCUGUCAGGAAAUAUUUCGGUGCAUUCUUUGGCUUCAUGGAAUCAAACAACAAGCAAUAUAACAGGAUUGUUCUGCAACACAUCAAUAGAUGGAAUAGGCACCUGCUGGCCCAAGAGCAGCGCUGGAGAGAUGGUGUCACGGCCCUGUCCAGAGUUCUUCUAUGGCGUCAGAUACAACACCACUAAUAACGUGUACAGAGAAUGCCUCUCGAAUGGGACCUGGGCGAUGAAGGGAAACUACUCUCAGUGCCAGGCUAUUCUUAAUGAAGAGAAAAAGAGCAAGUUGCAUUACCACAUUGCUGUGAUCAUCAAUUACUUGGGUCACUGCAUCUCCUUGGCGGCUCUCCUUGUGGCUUUCAUCCUCUUCAUGCGCCUGAGGAGCAUCCGAUGCCUAAGGAACAUUAUUCACUGGAACCUGAUUACCGCCUUCAUCCUGCGAAACGCCACCUGGUUUGUGGUGCAGCUGACCAUGAACCCAGAAGUGCACCAGAGCAAUGUGAUUUGGUGUCGCCUGGUCACAGCUGCAUAUAAUUAUUUCCAUGUCACGAACUUCUUCUGGAUGUUUGGCGAGGGCUGCUACUUGCACACAGCCAUUGUCCUGACAUACUCCACAGACAAGCUAAGGAAGUGGAUGUUCAUCUGCAUCGGCUGGUGCAUUCCAUUCCCGAUCAUUGUUGCAUGGGCAAUUGGUAAGCUGUACUACGACAAUGAAAAAUGCUGGUUUGGGAAGCGGGCAGGUGUAUACACAGACUACAUCUACCAGGGCCCAAUGAUUCUAGUUCUGCUGAUCAAUUUCAUUUUUCUGUUUAACAUUGUUCGGAUUCUCAUGACAAAGCUCAGAGCUUCCACCACGUCAGAAACCAUACAGUACAGAAAAGCUGUGAAAGCUACUCUGGUUCUCCUUCCUCUGCUUGGAAUCACAUACAUGUUGUUCUUCGUCAACCCUGGAGAAGAUGAAAUAUCACAGAUUGUAUUUAUAUAUUUCAACUCAUUUUUGGAGUCAUUUCAAGGCUUCUUUGUGUCAGUGUUUUAUUGCUUCUUGAAUAGCGAGGUACGUUCCGCGGUCCGGAAACGGUGGCACCGGUGGCAGGACAAGCACUCCAUCCGUGCCAGAGUGGCAAGAGCCAUGUCCAUCCCCACCUCCCCCACCCGGGUCAGCUUCCACAGCAUCAAGCAGUCAACAGGGGUCUGAUGACGGAGUGUCCCAGUCCCUCCGGCCCACUCACCAGGGAACACGCAUGCUGGGAACAGGGUACAGGCAGAACUCAAGUGCAGAGACGCAAACGCCAGUGCAGGAAACCCUGCUGCACCGAUCUGUAGAAAAAGUAUCAAGAAAUAAAGCUAAGAUCAAGAAAAAAAAAUAAACCCCAAAUACAACUGUUCACAUAAUGUCCUUAGAAAUGACCUCCUAGCUUUUACAAUUCCCUGAUGGUGAAUAUACAAGUCAUUACCAAACAUAACAUAAGAAAAGAAAUAAGGUUACUAAGAAUGAAAAGGGUUCUGUAGUAAACAGAAAACAGAUGAGCCCAAUGUAUGCCAACAUUUCCUAAUAGGCAGCCUAAUUGAGGCCUAAACUGGAAACGUGUUUUAUUCGUGAAAAUAUUACCCCUGUAUUUUACUCAUAAUGGAGAUUAUGUUUAUGUUUAUCUUCAAAGCCACACUGAAUCUAUACAUGCAAUUUAUUGUCAGAAGGACAACUCAGCUGUCAAUUGUGGCUGGUCACAAGAGUCUUGCUCAGGUUUUUCUCCACAAUUCAUCGGUCAGCCGCACAGAAAACAGUCACCUUGCUGCUGUCCUGGUGGGGAAGCCGAUGGACCGCGGCUCCGUUUCUAUGUGCUGCAUCACUCGUUGUCAUGCAUUCCACCACCAUGAUACUCCAUGGCGCCUUUGCUAUAUAGGUAACAUCCAGUGGGACACAUGAAAUCUGGAGAUAUUUGCACCAUAUAAGUACAUAUAAGCCACCAAGGCUUUUUUCAGCGUGGUAUUAUGGCUUUCUAGAUAACUUUCAGAUCAAACAUUAUAAAUGAUAUUUUACCUUGCACACCAUGUAGGCAGAACAUAUACACAAUUCUUAGAAACCUGAUGCAUUUCUUACCAAGAAAUAACUGAAGAAAAACUAUUUGGUUUAAUUACCCAUAAAUACACAUUCUUUUUAUUAUUAAACAAAAUGUUCCCAGUGGCUUAAUAAAUGCAUAUUUUGGAAGGUUACAUAUGAUCGUCAAAAUAUGCUCCAAGUCACAGGCAGUGUUUGAAUAGUAAAUCACACAUUUUGAUGUGCAUACAGGUAUAUAUUCCCAGGCAAAUACCAUUACAGAUGAAGAAAAUCAGAUGGAUCACUGUCCAGACAAAUGGGAUAUACAAUACACAACGUGUAGAUGCAAUUGUUUUACUGUUGUGAUGCAACUCUUUCUAAAAUGGCUAAGAACUAAGCACAUAAGUUCUUUCUCAUCUGCUGUGCCAUUGAUCUAAUUGGACUGAAAACUGGAAUACAUGCAUACAUUGGUGAUCUUACUGUGGAGAAAUGAUGAAAAAUCAAUAUUGGUGUCAUGAGCUUUCCCGUUUGGGUGGAUCUGGAUAUUAUCUAACCAAAAUGUGACUUAUUUGUUAAUGUGAUGUCCAAAGAUAACAUAGUGUCAGUUCCAGUUUUUGGAUUUGUAGUGUAGUGGCACAAAAAAAAGUAUACAAUACACAUUGUAAACACUUUAUUUUCCAUUUUUCUAUUGUUCAGGUGAGAUGAAUAGUUGUAAAAUUACUGUUCGGUUUGCAUAUAUAUAUAUAUAUAUAUAUAUAUAUAUAUAUAUAUAUAUAUAUAUAUAUAUAUAUAUAUACAGAAGUGAGCACCGAUUCUCACUGAACACAGGAAAAUAGGAAGGAAAUCUUCAUAUCCAGCUAACACAACUCAUAUAGACGUUUAAUUCACACAUCAUGGAGUUCACCAAGUAUUCCUAAUUGCACAUUAAAAAUUGUUAGUUUUUGUGUAAUCUUCUGCAUCAUUGUUGAUGAAGCUGAUCAGUGACACCUAUGUUCAGUGGUCAGGUGUUUGCUUUUGUAUUAUCAGCAAAUUUCAGCAUUAGUCUCCAAAAUGUCCUGACAUCCAUUAAUUUCUCUUGCCUUUCCAGAAUGCCCACAGCCUUAUUACAUUGCCACAACAUGACACAUGCCUGAAUUGGUUUUUUACCCUGGAAAAUUAUGCCUGUAAAUGUGAAGCAUUGAGAUAAAGGGGAAGGGUAUUAAAACUUCA